UUGACUAGGAUCGACGUAUUCGUCGGUGGUACGUCGGGCUACGUCGAGCGACCGUCACGUUCCUCGUGUCGUUCAACUGAGAUCAGAAACGUGCUGAAGCACGUGGAGCAAUAUCGCACCGGUGAUUUAGGCUCUUGUACCGAGACCUCUUAAAUAUGCUCAUGCUCGAGCUCGCUGCAUGAGCAUUCAACGAGUGUGGAUAAUCGGUUGCGUGCAUCCUUCAACGGAUUCAGACGCUUCGCCGAGUCACGAACGAGUUGACAUGGAUGGAUCCGAAUUAGUCUGAAAUCAAUUUCCCAGUGUGGACCUGGAGGCGUGAAGUUAUUGUGAAAGUGUGGUGAUAUUUGUUGGAGAUAGUGAGGUACUGGUAGAUGAGGUAGAGCUAAGGCGAUUGACGGUUCAAUCUACCCGGGAAUAAUUCCAGUGAUAUCAAAGCAGUACUAGAAAACACCAAGAGCCUGUGAAUUUUUUAGAAUAUUUUUCUCCAGUGUGAAGAAAGAUUCUGAGAUUUUUCGUGAUGUGCGUUGUUAAAUAAUGUGCCAAUGCCCGGAGUUAAGUGCGAGAAGGGAUUAAGCACCUCUGGAAAAUAACGUUUUGCGGAAACAUCUCCAAAGAGGCCACAGGACAGAAUGGUUUCGGCAUAGUGCACGUGACACCCACCCAGAGAGACUACUAUCCAUUACACAAAUUCAAACUGGCCCCUGUGUGCAGAAACCAGUGUGUAGGCAGUUUGCACCAAUUGCCGAGAGGAUCGAUAGAGUCAAUUACCCAAAACGAACGAAUGUGACGAGACGACGAUGUGGUACUCAGAAGGGAGUAAAGAAUGCCGAAGUACCGGUAGAAUCUCGUCAUACGUAAAUCCUAUCAAACAAAUUGUACUGGUGUUUACCCUGAGGAUAUUGACGAGUGCUGGUCAAAGUAUAGAAUGCCCACCGAGCGAGACACUUCCCGGCUGUCCCUGCUACAAUUUCGAGGAUGGGCUGUUUCUGGAAUGUGCCGGUGCGACAGAGGACACCCUAAAAAAGACUAUGAUGGGUGUACUUAACGAGGGAGGGCCCUCGACAAUGGUACAGUCGUUGAGUGUUUAUGAGUUAGAUAAGAGCAUCGAGAAGCUUAAAGAUGAUGUAUUCCCACCGGGAUCACAAAUAAGGCAUCUGCAGAUAUCUCACUCGUAUCUGAAAGACAUUAGUGACAAUACAUUUGUCAUUCUGAAGGAUAGUCUAGAGUCAUUGGCACUUGUGUCAAGUAGACUGCUCAAAGUACCACAGAAGUCGUUAGCUGAAUUACAUAAAUUGGCGGCAUUGGAUCUCGAGGCUAAUCUCAUUCAGGAUUUGCCGUCUUAUUGCUUCUGGGGAUUGAAGCUAAUGAAACUUGUUCUCAAAGGCAAUCAAAUAUCAGAAAUAAAGGAGCACACAUUUGCUGGAUUAGAGACUAGUCUCAGCGAUCUGGAUCUUGCUGAGAACAAAAUCAAAAUAUUUCCAAUGGCUGCGUUGAGAAGAUUGGACAGCUUGGCAUCGCUGAGACUUGCUUGGAAUGAGAUAUCCGAAUUAACGAAUGAUGGUUACUCGGUAUUGAGUGGUCUUCUCAUUCUCGAUCUCAGCAGCAAUAAUUUUGAUAAGCUCAGUGAGGAUUGCUUUAAAUCCUGUCCCAUCCUUCAUACCCUGUCUCUGUAUUAUAAUUCGAUUGAAACGGUGCACAAGGAUGCUUUUGUAUCGCUGAAGGAGCUCGAGUCGAUUGAUCUAAGUCACAACAAAAUUGUCUUCCUUGACGUAGCAGCAUUCAAGGCCAACGAAAGACUGAGGACAAUUGAGCUCAGUCACAAUCAUAUUCAUUACAUAGGUGGUGUAUUCACUCGACUUCCAGAAUUACGCGAACUCUACUUGGCCGAGAACAACAUACUAGAAAUACCCGGGGAGUCAUUUGCUGGGAGUAUAAAUUUAGCAGUUGUUUAUCUCCAGCAGAAUGCGAUAAGGAGAAUCGAUGGUAAAGCAUUAUCAAGUUUGAAUCAACUGACGCAAUUGCAUUUAAGUAACAAUUACAUAGAAAAUCUACCAGUAGAUUUUCUCGAAUACUGUGUCAAUUUGUCGUCAUUAUCGCUUGAUGGUAAUAAAAUAAAAGAACUUAAGCCGGGUACAUUUGCGAAAGUGAAUCAACUUCGUGAAUUGAGACUGCAGGAUAAUCGAAUAACUCAAGUGAAGAGGGGUGUUUUUUCCCAAUUGCCUGAAUUACUUGAAUUGCAUCUUCAGAAUAAUGCCAUUACUAGUAUGGAUACAGGUGCACUCAGAACGUUAAAUUCACUUCAGCACGUUAAUCUCCAAGGCAACCAACUGACGGUUCUCGGUGAUGUAUUUCAACUGUCCUCAUCGGAAUCUACAAAUGCCGGCAGCUCUCUGGUAUCAAUUCAACUCGACAGCAAUGGUUUGGCGGUGCUUCACAACGACUCGUUACGCGGUCAAGCUUCAGUUAGAAUAAUGUGGCUCGGUCAUAACAAGUUGACACACCUCCAGGCACCUCUAUUCCGUGAUCUGCUACUCGUCGAGCGUUUAUAUCUGACCAACAAUUCUAUAUGUAACAUUGAAGAUGCUGCAUUUCAACCUAUGCAAGCACUCAAGUUUCUUGAACUCAGUAUGAACAGACUCAGUCACAUCAGUACGAAAACUUUUGCCGAGUUACACGAACUCGAGGAGCUUUAUCUACAAGACAAUGGACUGAGGAAUCUCGAGCCUUAUGCCCUAACAGCACUCAAGAAACUCCGAGUGUUGGACCUGUCCAACAACAAUCUCACACAACUAGAGGAGAGUAUGUUCCAAGAGAAUUUGCCGAUUAAGAUCCUCAACUUAAAGAAUUGUUCCAUUACUAGUAUUCCGGUGAAUACAUUUCGCGGUUUGUACAAUUUGCAUGAUUUGAAUCUGGAGGGCAAUCAAUUAACAGCCCUCGCUCUCACAAGACUCAUAGUACCGAGUUUACGUGUGCUAAUCGCAUCUGGUAACAACUUCAGCCACAUCUCAGAGCAGAGCUUCAAUGGAUUGGCGGCGUUACAGGAGCUCAUCCUGGACAAUGUCCAGCUGGCACAGCUUACGGAGAAGACAUUUUUACGUAACGCAAAUUUAACGCGUCUACACUUGAAUCGCAAUCGUUUGAGAAAUUUACCACCUGGAAUAUUUGAAAAAUUGGUGAAUUUGCGUGAACUACGGCUUGAUAAGAAUCAACUUACAGCCAUUCCGUAUUCAGCACUCACCCAUGUAUUCAAUCUUGAAAUUCUCACACUCUCCCACAAUGACAUUGUGACAGUAGAUGUUGCCAGCCUAGCUCGUUUAAGCUAUCUACGUGAACUCGAUCUCAGUCACAAUCGAAUUGAAUCCAUGUCUGGCUUUGCCAUGGCCAAUCUGUCUCGUCUACUCUCAGUUGACCUCAGCAACAAUCAUCUGAGUGGCCUACCAGCCAAUUUCUUCGAUCAUUCGGGUAUGCUACGUCGUGUUGACCUAUCGGAAAAUAAAUUCAGUCAGAUACCAGCGGUUGCCCUCUCUGGUCAAAAUCUCCCUGGCUUAACCUGGCUCAACUUGACCCGGAAUCCACUUCACCAUAUUCACGAGCAACCGGCUGAGGUUACAUAUCCCCUCCUUCAGGAAAUUCACAUAUCCGGAACCAAUCUCAGUAUCGUAACAUCGCAAGAGUUUGAGGCAUUUCCCGCACUACUCCAUCUCUAUCUCGAGCGAAAUUGUAUUGGUAGAGUAUCACCCAGUGCAUUCAGGAGUUUACCAAAUUUAUUGACUCUGCAUCUUGGAAUGAACAGUUUAGAGCUGCUACCCAAAGAGAGAUUGCAGGGAAUGGAACACCUCAGAAUACUCAAUCUCACGCAUAAUCGAUUGAAGGAACUCGAAGAGUUUCCCGCUGAUCUUAAAUCCUUACAAAUACUUGAUUUAUCCUACAAUCAAAUAGUUAUGGUCGGCAAGGUCACCUUCAUGAAUCUUGUCAGCCUAGUUGAGCUGCAUCUAUAUGGAAAUUGGAUAAACGAUAUCUCGAACGAAGCAUUUCGGCCGCUUAAGAAACUUCGUCUUCUGGAUCUCAGCAGAAACUAUUUGGAGAAUCUUCCGCUCAAUGCCUUUCGACCUCUUGAAACACAAAUUCGGAGUCUACGUGCUGAAGAAAAUCCACUGCACUGCGGGUGUGAAUCACAGGAGCUAUGGGAGUGGCUGCGCGAUCAUCAGAAAUUAGUUGGCGGUGUAGAUCGAGGACGUGGAAGGGGACCAAAUGGUGUAGGCAACGUGGGUAACGUUGAGGGUGGAUUGCUGAGAUGCGACCAACCACCUGAACUCCGUGGCCUCGUUUUUCUCGAUCUUGAUCCGCACCACUUCUGCUCAUCCCCUCUCGUACUAAAGCUCGCCAUUCAGGAUAUUCAGCCAUUCUCGGUUCUUGUUUCAUGGCAGAGUAGAAAUCACUCGGGCCUACAUGGCUAUCAAGUUGCAUAUCAUGCUCUCGAUAACGUUAAUGAGGUACGUGGCAAGUUGCUGGAUCCAAAAGCCCGCUCGGUUAGACUGUCUAAACUUGCGUCCGACACUCGAUAUCUCAUUUGCGUACUUGGCUUAGGCAGUUGGGGCACACCAAUUCCCGAGGAUAUUAACACUUGGCAAUGGAAUGCCUCUCAUGACGAUGUGAUUGAGAGUACUGUACCACCGGUGAUGGUUAAUUCACCAAUGAGCAGAUGCACCGAAGUGAGAACACUGGAUGCACCCGAGUCGGUUAUUGGUGAUGGAGUACCACCUGAUAGAGGUGGACUAGCAAGCAUACUAACACGAAGACUCGGUCUCAUUGUUGGUAGCUGCAUGGGUUUUGUUGUUUUUAUCGUUCUAGUUUCAGUUCUCGGUUACAUGAAGAUGAAGAAACAAAGGGCAGCUAUGAAAAGGGAACAGCCACUUGCUCCAAAUCCACCAGAAUUCAUGACUUAUCGUCAUUAUUCCCUGCAAAGCGGUGAUAGACUUGAAAAUUCAUGUCCAAGCUUUAUUACCAAUAUUGGCACAACGACUUUGAACUCGUAGCAUAAAGCAUCAGCACCAUCUGAUGUUACAUCUGCUGAGCAUAUUGACAUUGAGAUGAAAAAUCUAUCCAAUUGUUCUGGUAUAUUUGGGUGAAAUCCAGUUACCGCUCACAUUUCUGACCUUAUGUCAUCAGCAUUAAAUUGACACACAAUAAUCCCUUCACAGACGUACGUCAAUUUCAAUAACACGUGUUAUGUCACUGUAAUGCGAUUCGUCACAGUAUGACUCUUCUUUGUAUGUGGGUGAAUGCGCUAUUGUGCCAAUAUUAUUAUUACUGUAAACAAUUUCAGAUGUGAAUGACUCCUACUGUUUCUUUUCAUAAAUAUCUAGUACAGGUUCACCAAAGCGAUCUUCAUGUUUGGAGACAUCAUUUUUUACACACCGCUCUUUGAAUUAUCUAGGGUCGCGAUGAGGACGUGAUGUUGUCGACUCCAAAGGCAACACAUGCUGGUACAAUUAAAGACAAUGGACAUACAAAGAGAGGAAUGACUUUAGGUAAUAGUUAAUCCUUAAUAAAUUACUCAGUGAUCAACAUAACACUAUAUAUACUUCACAACACAACACCAGCAUUACGUAAAUCACUGUGAGUGAUAUACCCCGCCAACCCUUCUGCAGCUAUUCAAAUUAAUAUAUAUUGAAUUUCACUCAGUCAUCAUUAUCAUGUCAGUAGUGAUAGGUGGGAGGGAAAAGAAAGGAAAGGGGAUACUGAGGUAUUUCUGGAGCAACUAUAUAUAAUACCCGUUUAUUCUCCCAUGUACACUCUCGCCAACUACUCCACUCUUGUAAAUAACAAGAAACUAGCCUUGAGUGAACGCUGACAUUAUUAAUUAUUAUAAAUUAUCUACAUUGUCUUGAGAUUUAAAAUUCAUAUUCUCAUUUUUUUAAUACAAAUCUUUCUUCGACGAUAAAACAAUCCUCUGCCUACAACUCGAACUUCAAAAUUAAUUAGAGAUUUUCCUCUACUUUCCCCGCUGACAAAGGAUUAGUCAAGUUUUUCAGAAAAAUCAUUAGCACUUUGGGUUCGUUAUUUUUCAACUUGGAAAAUCUGAAGCGUUCAUUUGUUUGCAACGAAUCUAUCGGGAAAUAUCCGAUAAUUUCGCAGCUCUCGUGGUAUUGUAAGUGAUAAUUAUCUGAGGUGGACCUAUACUAGUAUUUACCUUAAUUUUCACUGCAAGUACCGAUGCAUGAAUUUUGAACACUCUUUGUGGACAUUUUUAAUUAUUCAAAAGGUAAAUUGUGCCGAAAAAAAUGUCUAACAUCUGAGCAUUGGUCAUUUGAUGUGUUUGGGUAAUUGGGUAAUGAAUGUGGAUAUUUCGAGCAACGAUGCGAUGACCUCUUAAUCCUUGUAUCUCUCGCGUUAAGACUGAUUUUUUAUCGACACCAGUGUAUCAUUUUAUUAAUCGAGUUUUUUUUUUAUUGGAUUUUAUAGUUAACCGAUUUUUGUAGUUUAAAAGACGUUGGUGUGUUAUGAAAUAAAUGAGAUAAAUAUUUUGUAAAUAAUACGUUUAACGAAGAAUCUAGUGAUUAAGGUAAUUUAAUGAAUCGUCGAGCGUACUGAUAAGAUGCCAAUAUAGUACUAAUGAUUGGAUACAAUAGUAGGUGAUUGAUUACUUGGGAAUGAGUAAUUGAUUUAGCGUCGUUUUGAGCGACGGCUACAGAGUCAAAGUGUGAUUCCUGCCAAAUGAAAAACAAAUUGAUUUCGAUAUUUAUCAGUUUGAGAUAGUAACUCACUGUUGUAUGUACACAAAUUCGAUGUGAUGCCAAACAAUUAUUGUAUAUAGAACAAAAAACAAAGUGAUAAUGGGGUGAGUGUAUGGGAAAAUUAACAUUAUGUACACUCGCAUAGGGCAGCAACUGUAUAUUGGAGAUGAAGAAAGAAUCUUAGACAUUUCAUCUAAUAAAAAGUCUUCGAAGUAA
This is a messenger RNA of Fopius arisanus, 6953 nucleotides long. Its product is annotated as chaoptin. The record is from RefSeq and is a predicted model, not a curated record. The coding region runs from base 798 to 5036 and encodes 1412 amino acids. Gene Ontology annotation, molecular function: protein binding. NCBI's taxonomy places the organism in Eukaryota, Metazoa, Arthropoda, Insecta, Hymenoptera, Braconidae. The transcript has 7 exons.